Messenger RNA from Plectropomus leopardus (leopard coralgrouper), 1669 nucleotides. Its product is annotated as cathepsin S-like. NCBI's taxonomy places the organism in Eukaryota, Metazoa, Chordata, Actinopteri, Perciformes, Serranidae. The record is from RefSeq and is a predicted model, not a curated record. Gene Ontology annotation, biological process: proteolysis. Gene Ontology annotation, molecular function: cysteine-type peptidase activity.
AUGUGACACUUUUCUUCAUAAAUAGCGAGCAGGAAACCCGUCAGAGAGCUGAACCUGAACACAGCACAGAUGAGUCCGACUGAUCGAGGCAUGAUGCUGGGCGGCCUGCUGCUCGUCUCCAUGUGUGUCAGAGCAGCCGGCAUGUUGGACAGCCGGCUGGACAUCCACUGGGAGCUGUGGAAGAAGACGCAUGAGAAGAAGUACCAGAAUGAGGUGGAGGAUUUGCGCCGCAGGGAAUUGUGGGAGAAGAACCUACAGCUCAUUACCAUGCACAACCUGGAGGCCUCGAUGGGGCUUCACACCUAUGACCUGAGCAUGAACCACAUGGGAGACUUGACUCCAGAGGAGAUGGUGCAGUUUUACACGGCGCUCAGUCCUCCCACUGACAUCCAGAGGGCACCAUCUGCCUUCACAGGGACGUCCGGCGCCGAUGUUCCCGACACCAUGGACUGGAGAGAGAAGGGCUGCGUCACCAGCGUCAAGAUGCAGGGCGCCUGCGGCUCCUGCUGGGCCUUCAGCGCUGCGGGGGCCCUGGAGGGCCAGUUAGCCAAGACAACAGGGAAGCUGGUGGACCUCAGCCCGCAGAACCUGGUGGACUGUUCCAGCAAAUACGGCAACCACGGCUGCAACGGCGGCUUCAUGCACAGAGCGUUCCAGUACGUCAUCGACAACCAGGGCAUCGACUCGGAAGCUUCGUACCCGUACACGGGCAAACAGUCCCAGCUGUGCCGCUACAACCCCGCGUACCGCGCCGCCAACUGCUCCACAUACAGCUUCCUGCCUUACGGAGACGAGGGGACUCUGAAGGAGGCACUCGCCACCAUCGGACCCAUCUCUGUAGCCAUUGAUGCCACGCGGCCCACAUUUCCUUUCUACAGGAGCGGAGUGUUCGAUGAUCCGGGCUGCACACAGAAUGUGAACCACGGGGUGUUAGCUGUGGGCUACGGCACGCUGAACGGACAAGACUACUGGCUGGUGAAGAACAGUUGGGGAGUUAAAUUCGGAGACCAGGGCUACGUCCGGAUGGCUCGUAACAAGAACGACCAGUGUGGCAUCGCUCUGUACGGGUGCUACCCCAUCAUGUAGCUGCAACUGCAACCAAUCGUUUAAUUUCUCUUUUUUCAUGUAUACAGGGGUUUUUUUUUACAGUUUAAUGUCACAUUGAUCGUAACAUUUUAAUAUUUCUACAUUUUUAAAAUUCUUUUUAAUGCAUGUUUUGAUGCUGAAAGUCAAAAGCUGCUGGACUUUUUCGUACUACAUGAACAGCAUUGAAGUAGAAUCUGUGUUUGACUGUUUGUCUAUAUUUCUAUAUUUGUGUGUAAUAAAGAGACAGAUGUGUGAUCUCGGCCUGAUGUGCAUCAGACACGAUGAAGGUGAAGCUGAGAUUUUUUUGAAAUCGCGGUUUGUCUGUUAAAUCCGCCAUGAAAACCGACUGAAAGGAUUCAUCGACUCCUUUGGAAAUUGGCUUGUUGGUCAAUUUAGCUUUUACAUGUUGCAACAGAGGGAACGCCAAAAUCAAUACGCGUGUCUCUGGUUAAUAUCUCCGUCCUGUGCACAUGCUGAUGUGAUGGCAUGUCACACACUCGAUCCCUGCAGGGCAGUGACAUCAUCUCAAGUGAGAAGCCUUUUGGUGUGUUUUAAUUAAAGUCUUUUAUGAAAACAAAAAAAA